Molecule: messenger RNA, 2942 nt
Organism: Caenorhabditis angaria
Lineage: Eukaryota; Metazoa; Nematoda; Chromadorea; Rhabditida; Rhabditidae
Source: the annotation of a GenBank genome assembly
AUGUUUUCAUCACAAUUUCUCUUUUUCAUAUCGUAUUUACAGAAAAUUGAAUGUGAAGUAGCUCAUCGAUCAUCUUCUCCCACUUCUAAACAUCACACGACGAAAAACGGGUUUAGAAAGGUGGUUUUUUUUCAAGUUUGAAAAAAUAUUUGAUUGAUUUUUCAGAGAUGGGUAAUAAGAAGCAAAAUCGAGCAAACAAGGAGAAUGGAGCACUUUCUGUUGCAAAACGGAAAAUCGAGAAGCUGGAAGAAGAAUUGAAAAAAGAAAAAGAACGAAAUCAGGAUUUGGUUUCCAAAAAUGAGAGAAUUCAACAAGAAAUAUUUGUGAAAAUCGAGGCCGAAAUUGAAAUAAAAAGAUCAAAUCGUAGUUUGAACCUCGAUAUAUCCUCGGCAAGAGUUGAAAUAAAAAAUAUACAAGAUAAAUUGCAAGCGAACCAAUCCGAAUUGUUGUAUGCGAAGUUCCAGGCGGAGAAAUCGACAUCGUGUAAUUAUAGAGAAUCGUUUUCUAAACUUCAAAAUUAUCAAAGAAAACAAACAAGGUCAUCGAAUUGUGUGAAGGUUAUGGUAGAAGAAGGAGCUGAGGAGGAUAUCAAGCCAAUUUUCACUUAUAUUGCUGGUCAUUAUAAACGGCCCAAUGGACAAUAUAUGUUCAAGCUCUCGGAUAUGGAUAGCUUAUUGUUCAAGAAUAUUUUCCACCUUGGAGAUGAAGCGGUCAAACACAUCAAGCAAUUCUUUUUCGAUAGAUUUGGAAUUGAUAUUAUCUGUUCAAGAAUGAUCAUCACGAUGCUUGAGAAACAAUUAGACACAUCAAGGUUUUAUGAAAUUGGAGUGGAAAUUGUUAUCAUUAAUAAGAAAAGAGUGCAAAGAUUUUAUUGGAUUUGUAGGAAUUACGAAGCCGUUUUAUCGAUUCGUCUCACAGAUUUAUGCAACGCUGGUAGAUUAGGCUCAACGCCACUGAAAAUUAUCAAAGUUGUUGCAAGUGGAGAUAAAGGAGAUGAAGAAGUGAAAUUUCUCGUAGGAAUCGAGCAUCCAGAUAGACCAAAUUCUCCUUAUGCUUUAACGAACAUCGUCACAUUUUCUGGCCAAGACAACUUCGUAAACAUCAAAGCGAAACUAGGAUCCGCUUUUGAAAUGAUUCAAAAUGUUACAGAGAUCGAAUACAAAUAUGGAAAUGAAGUGAGAAGAAGUAUUGUGGAUACAAAAUGGACAGGUUUUUUUUCACUCAUUUUUCAAAUUUUAAUUUUAAUUUUUCCAGGUGAUUUCAAGUUCAUUUCUGGAGGAUAUGCACAUAGAGGCCAAUCUUGUAAAAACCCUUGUGUUUCCUGUGAAUGUCCUCUUACAACACAUGGUGCUUUUCGAGAUUUCCUCGCCAGUUACGAUUUCACCCAAAAAUUCGAAGCUCGCACAAUUGCACGAAUGAUAUCACAAUGUGAAGAUGGAACGGUUGGUAUGAUUCUCGGAGAAGAACCAGUGUGCAAAAUUGAACCUAAAAAAUUGGUGCCACCCAGUGUACACACAAUGAAUGGAAUUUUUGAGAAGUUCGUUUACAAGCCGACAAUAGCUAGAUCAAAUGGUGUCGAUUUGGAUUAUGAUAUUCCAGAUACAUUAGAAGAGCAAAAACGAGAUUUGCGAGAUUUGGCCAGAGAUGAGAAAGACCUUGAACAUGUGAUUUGUGAAAAUCAACAAUACAUGCACACGGCAAAGCUUAUGCUCGAAGGAUUAAUCAAUAACCAACCGUCAGCUGAGAGAAAUUGUGCCGCAACCUGUUGUAUCAUUGAUUAUUCAAGUGAAAAUGUAGCCACAUGGGUUUGCUGUGAUGUUUGCCAAAAAGACUACCAUCAAUUUUGCGCAUUUAUCAUCACCGAAGAGCAAAAAUGUCAUUUGAAUAAUCCGAAUUCAGAAUGGAAGUGUUGGAAGUGCGAUGAGGACGAACAUGAAAUUUUGAAAAUGUUAGAAGAAGCUAUUCAAGAUUUCGAUGAAGAAUUGAAACGAGAUAAUGAUAUGUUGCUCGAAAUUCAAGAUGAAAGAAAACAGAAGGAGCAAGUUAUUAUUCUAUCUCAAGGAUCUCACAAUAAGGAGUUGGAGGAUGUCUUCAGAAAGAUUGGAUGCAUGAACACUAUUUGGUAUUCGCAGUUGGUAGGAAAUCAAAUUCGCGCAUUUUUGAGACCCGAAAGUAUUGAUAUGGUGUUAAAUUUGUUUCCCCAAGACCACACUACUCAUCUUAUGCGAAAAUCAAUGCUUCUUCUUGGGCGCAUUAUGACAUUUUCUGGUCUCGAAUAUUUCGAAGACGAAGAUAUCGUGAUUUUCAAGACAUGCGUUUAUGAUUUUGUUGAUGUUUUGAAAGAAUUGUUUCCAAAUCAAGCUGUGACCCCAAAGUUACACUUUUUGGUAUAUCAUGUAGUUCCGUACGUCGAAGAAAAUAGAACUUGGGGAGGAUGUAUCAGUGAACAAAGCACAGAACACUACCACGUGAUUUAUAGGAAGGUGAAACGAAUUUUCCAAUCUGUUAGAAAUUUGCAAUUCCGUGCUGCUUUAAUGCUCCGUCGAUUUGCCGAGUUCAACCAUAUGCAUGACAUUGGAGCCAUCUGAUUGUUUCAAUACGUGGGUUAAUCACAAUUACUUCUCAGAUUUUUGAAAAAAAAGCGAAUUUUUAAUCAUAUGUUCUGAAAUAUUUUUUAUUCGAUAUUUGAAAAAUGUUUUAAAAAUCCAUUUUUUUCAGAAAUCUGUCGCAAUCAAUUAUUUGAAAUCCAAUGGCUCAAAUUGGUUUCCAAGGAAUAUUUAUUUGAACAAAAUCGAGAUUUGAAGGUAAAUAUUUUUUUUCAAAACUUGUGGGUUGAAAUUUCCAUUUUUCAGAAAUGUUCUUUUUUCCUGCCCAAUCCACGCAAAAAUUGCACCAAUUUGCUCGAACUCGAAUCAAAUUUUGGAGGAAAUGUUGCGCGGUGA